GACAGUUGACUCUGACUUGAAGAGGGACAAAGCUGCUUCCGAAUAUUGUACAGGAUUUUACUGAAAAUACUGAAAUUAUGAAUAAAAUAUGUAGAAUUUGUUUAGAAGAAGGCGUUUUGUCGUCGGUAUUUACCAAAAACUUUAACAUAUCCUUGUGUGAGAUGAUAGAAUACUGCUGUAACAUAAAGAUAAAUAGAGAUGAUGGUCUCCCAGAGCUAAUGUGUAGUAACUGUAUUUAUAAGUUGGGAGUUGCAUUUCAUUUCAAACAAACAUGUGAAAGUGCAGAUGUUCGUUUAAGGCAAUACCUAGGUUUACGAGCGCCAGAGAAAUCUAUAGAUGUUGCUGUUAUGACAGAUCCUUUCGUUACUCAUCAAACAAUAAUAAAAAGAUGUAAAUGCAAAUUAAGUCAGCAAAAGAAAACCAGCACAAAUUAUAAAAGGAAACCUGAAUCACAAAAAUUAAAGCGGGGGCCCAAACCAAAGCCAAAACCAGUGCAUGCAUGCUACCAGUGUGACAAACAGUUCCGGUGUCAAGCUAAGUUGGAUAUGCACAUUAGAACACACACAGGUGAUAAGCCAUUCUCGUGUAUGUACUGCCCUCGCCGGUUCACACAGAAACAUAACUUAACCAUACAUCAACGGGUUCAUACUGGGGAGAAACCAUUCCAGUGUGAAGUUUGCAGCAAAAGAUUUUCAGCACAAGGCAAUCUUCAUGCUCAUCUUAAAAUACAUACAGGGCAAAGAGAUCAUGUAUGCACUUUAUGUAACAAAUCAUUCAUUACGUCGAGUGAGCUGACGCGACAUAUGAGCAAGCACCGUGGUGUCAGGAACUUUAAAUGCGACCUUUGUGGGUCUGCCUAUAUCCACGCUAGAGAUCUUAAAUUACACAAACUCAAAAAGCACCAAAUACUGCCUCAAGAUAAUAAAAUGCAAAGUGAAGCUUAUAACAAUAGUAGUAAUAUUGAUAUCAUUGGUAUAGAUGUAGGCAAAGAUGUACCUAUAGCUCCUGUUAAGGACAGUCAUCAUAUUGCCCAUCUGGUGAAUGAGAAACCCCAGGACAUCCCCCCUCCAGGACAAAACCCUCUUGGGCACCACACAUUACUUCCAUAUGAACAUAAAGAGAUGAAGGAUGUAUAUCAUCAUCCAUACUCUAGUAAAAGUCUGAUAGAAACUCCAAGUUGCACAAUAUGUGGUGAAGCCUUUGAUUACACUAGUGCAUUGGCACAGCAUUAUAUGCAUCAACAUAAAGGUUAUGAUUUUGGCAAAAGCUAUGGUUUGAAUUUGUCGUAACUUAUUGUUUGUAUUAUAGGAAACUAUUUCAGUGCCAGUAUAAUAGGUAUUAA
Molecule: messenger RNA, 1342 nt
Organism: Pectinophora gossypiella (pink bollworm)
Lineage: Eukaryota; Metazoa; Arthropoda; Insecta; Lepidoptera; Gelechiidae
Product: zinc finger protein 724-like
Exons: 9
Coding region: 78-1289 (403 amino acids)
Biological process (GO): regulation of transcription by RNA polymerase II
Cellular component (GO): chromosome; nucleus
Molecular function (GO): chromatin insulator sequence binding; zinc ion binding
Source: RefSeq, a predicted model, not a curated record